AUUUUAGGAAUUAUGACGAAACUCUACUGAUAAGAUAGCUGAUAAGGGGAAAUCCGACUACUGGGCUAGCAAACUCGUAAGUUUGGUGUAUGCUAGUUAGUUUUUGUAGAAACGGAGUCAAAUCAAUCUCAAGACAAGGAUUUCAUUUCAAACCUUUCAAGGCGGAAGUUCGAGCAAUGUCGUCAUCUGAUGAAGCAGCUUCGGCGGCUCCCAAGGGCAAGGCCAAACCCGGGAACAAACGCAUGAGCAUCGAGCGUAUAUAUCAGAAGAAAACCCAGCUGGAACACAUUUUGCUGAGACCGGACACUUAUAUUGGGUCCUCUGAGUCUUACAAUCAGCAAAUGUGGGUCUACGAUGAGGGUAUCGGUUUUAACUUUCGUGAUGUAAGCUACGUCCCUGGACUCUACAAGAUAUUUGAUGAGAUUCUUGUCAAUGCGUCUGACAACAAACAGAGAGACCCUAAUAUGAAGCGGAUCAAGAUUGACAUAUCACCGGAAGAUGGCAAGAUCUGUAUUAUGAAUGACGGCAAAGGAAUCCCGGUUGAAAUGCACAAGGAGCACGAAAUGUUUGUACCAACCUUAAUAUUUGGACAUCUUCUCACCUCGUCGAACUACGACGAUUCUCAGAAGAAGGUGACUGGCGGAAGGAACGGUUUUGGAGCUAAACUGUGUAACGUUUUCAGUAAGAGCUUUCUGGUAGAAACAUCUAGUAAAAGUAGUGGAAAGUAUUUUAAACAAGAGUGGAAGGAUAAUAUGAGUAAAGCUGGUAAAAUCACCACAGCCACCAAUAAAGCUACCGACUUUACAAGGAUAACGUUUUAUCCUGAUUUGGCGAAGUUUGGUAUGACCAUGCUUGAGCGGGACACAGUGGCCCUGAUGAAACGUAGAGCUUACGACAUUGCUGCUACUAGCCCUGGUGUCACGGUUGAAUUGAACGGGGAGAAGCUUCCUAUCAAGACAUUCAGGGACUAUUGUAACUUGUACAUAAACGCGAGCAAGACUGACGAGGCGGACGAAGAGAAUAAGAAAUUGAGUCUAGUGUACGAGAAAGUCAACCCUCGGUGGGAGAUUGCACUGGGUACAAGUCAAAAAGGGUUCCAACAAGUCUCCUUCGUCAACUCCAUUGCAACCACCAAGGGUGGCACCCACGUCGACUACGUUUCUCAACAAGUCGUCACUAAAAUCCUGGCUGCUUGCCAGAAGAAGGUACCUAAAGGUGGGGUGGAGAUAAAGCCUGCUCAGGUUAAACAACACGUGUUUCUCUUUAUUAACUCUCUUGUGGAGAACCCGGCUUUCGACUCUCAGACUAAGGAGAACAUGACCCUCAAAAAAAAUAAAUUCGGUUCGACCUGCGAACCCUCGGACAGGUUCAUGAAGGACAUCUUAAAAACAGGCGUGUUAGACUAUGUCAUGGACUGGGCUACUACAAAAUCUCAGAGGCAACUCCAGCAGAAAUCAGCGGGGAAGAAGGGCUCCAAGAUAAAAGGGGAGGCUAAACUGUCGGACGCUAAGGAUGCUGGUACUGCUCGUAGUAAGGACUGUACAUUGAUCCUAACCGAGGGAGAUUCAGCUAAAACCCUAGCAAUUGCCGGGUUAGGUGUGAUUGGUAAGGACAAGUUCGGUGUCUUUCCACUCCGGGGCAAACUCCUUAACGUUAGGGAGGCUUCUCACAAACAGAUAAUGGAGAACGCGGAGCUAACAAGUAUGGUGAAGAUACUGGGACUGAAGUACGGAAAGAAAUACGAAACAUCUGCUGAUAUCGCUACUAUGAGAUACGGCAAGAUCAUGAUUAUGGCGGAUCAGGAUGUGGACGGUUCCCACAUCAAGGGUCUAAUAAUUAACUUUGUUCACCACAACUGGCCCAGUCUGCUGAAGAUGAACUUUAUUACUCAGUUCAUCACUCCCAUCAUUAGGGCGUCUUGUAAAGGCAAACCCACUCAUUCAUUCUACUCCCUGCCCGAAUUCAAAGAAUGGAAAGAUGAACAGACUAAUAUCAAACAGUGGAACAUUAAAUACUACAAAGGUCUCGGAACUUCAACUGGUCCUGAAGCGAAAGAAUACUUUUCUGAUAUGGGUAGACAUAAGAUAAGAUUCAGGUAUGUUGGAAUGGAAGACGAUCAGAAGAUUCAGAUGGCUUUUACUAAGAAGCAGGUUGAAGCUCGUAAGGAUUGGCUUACUCAGGGAAUGUUGGAGAGGAGAGAGCGGAGAGCAGCUGGUGAGAGUGAACUGUAUCUCUACCACAAAACUCAAACUGCUGUAACCUACACAGAGUUCAUUGACAGAGAGUUGAUUCUCUUCAGUAACUAUGACAACGAGCGCAGUAUUCCCUGUAUUAUGGACGGAUUUAAACCUGCCCAGAGGAAGGUCAUGUUUACCUGCUUUAAGAGGAAUCUCAAGAAGGAGAUAAAAGUAGCGCAGUUGGUAGGAAGUGCCUCUGAAAUAUCAGGGUACCAUCACGGUGAACAGAGUCUUGCUGGCACUAUUGUCAACCUCGCUCAAAACUUUGUGGGCUCUAACAAUCUCAACCUUCUCGAACCAAAUGGGCAGUUUGGUACGCGACUAAGUGGAGGUAGCGAUAGCGCGGCCCCUCGUUACAUCUUUACGUGCUUAUCUCCCCUUGCGCGGCUCUGCUUCCCCACAGUAGAUGACAACAUCCUCCAGUCCAUCUGGGAUGAUAACAAGAAGGUGGAACCUGUCUGGUACGCCCCUAUAAUCCCCAUGUGUCUAGUAAACGGUGGUCAAGGUAUCGGUACUGGCUACUCCACCUUCAUCCCCAACUUCUCCGUCAAGGAAAUCAUCGAGAACACCAAGCGGCUCAUCAAGGGACAGGAGUACCAGGAGAUGUAUCCUUCAUACCGGAAUCAUACCGGUCAAAUGGUGAAAGUAGACGAGCAGAAGUAUCUGAGCGUGGGUAAGAUAAUGAGGACAGCUAACUCCAAAUUCCAGAUCCUUGAACUGCCUGUUGGGACUUGGACUCAGAAUUAUAUAGAGAAGCACAUGAUGCUGUUUGCGGAGGGGAACGAGAAGCUUCAGCCGAUUUUCAAGGAUUAUUCGGAUGAUAACACGGAUGAGAUUGUUAAGUUCAACAUUACAGCGGAACCAAGUGACAUCAACAAAUGGGAGAGAGAAGGAAUUCACACCAAACUAAAGUUGACAUCGGCCAUUAAUCUGACCAACAUGGUCAUGCACGAUCAGCACGGUGUUUUAAGAAAGUACGAAUCUCCUAAAGAGGUCAUGGAAGACUUCUAUCCAGCCAGGUUGGCAAUUUAUGUUAAAAGGAAAGAUUUCCUGGUCGGGAAAUUCGAGGCCGAAGCUAACCAACUUCUAAACAAAGCGAGGUUCAUCGUCGAAAAAAUAGAGGGUAAAAUCAAAGUUGAGAACGUAAAGCACAGAGACCUGAUUGCUGUUUUGUUAAAGCGAGGGUUUGACAGCGACCCGAUGAAGAAAUGGCAAACUGCCCACGAUAAGCUCAUGAACUCGAACCCCGAGGAAGUACCAGUGGAAGGUGAUGAAGAGGAGAACUCCGAAGAGGAGAGUCCAGAAGAAAACCUCUCUCAACCAGGCGACCCUAACUACGACUACCUGAUCGACAUGUCCAUCAGAACUCUGACUCUAGAGCGAAAGAAUGCACUUGAGAAGAAACGUGACGAGAAAUUGGCCGAGUUAGAGGAACUGAAGAACACUCCAGUUUCAAAACUGUGGUUGAACGAUAUCAAGGAGCUGGAGGAGGGAUUGAAGAAGUAUGCAAUUGACCUGGCGAAGAAGCAAGCCCAGUCUGCAAAGCGGAUGAAGCAGACAAGUACAAAGAAAUACGUUAACAACUAUGCUGAUGAUUUGGGAGAAGAGGUCAGAUUUAAGGUACCUAUUGAAACAGUGAAAGUGAAACGAGAGCCUAAAGUCAAGAAAGAACCCACUGAACCGAAAGCACCAAAAGCACCAGCAGUGAAGAAAGAAAAGAAGGAAGCAAAUGGUGAACCUCAACCUAUGUCUCUAGCGGAUAGGAUGAAGAAAAAGCGCAAGAGCUCACCGAUGAAGCCUAAGAAGAAUCCAUGGGAGACAGACAGCGAAGAGGAUGAUGAUAUAUCAGACUUCAGUGGCGUAUCAGGCGAGGAAUCUGAUGAAGAUUUCAGACCAGUUACAAAGAAAGCUAAGUCAGCCACCAACGGGGCUGCUCUCAAGCUUGAGCCUGAUAUUAGCUUAGAUUCGACUAUGGACGACACGGAAGACUCCUUUUCUCUAAACGAUAAUAAGAGUGCACCUGUUAAAAAAGAAACUAUUUCUCUGGACGACACAGUUUCACCAGCUAAACCACCCCCACCUCCACUUAAGAAAGCGCCCGAAAAUAAAGCUCCCGCAAAUAAAGCUCCCGCAAAUAAAGCUCCUGCCAAGAAGCCAGUUGCUAAGACCACCUCCAAGAAGAUCACUGAUUUUCUUUCCGGAGACUCAGAUCAGGAACUGAAGAAGAAAGCUGCCCCAAAGAAGAAGCUAGGUCCCAGUACCUUGGGCGCUAAGAAACCCGCGGCUAAAGCCGCUCCCGCUAAGAAAGCCAAAAGUCCGUGGAGUGAUUCAGACGAUGAAUCCCCGCAAACCAGCAAGAAAUCUAAGAAGAAGAUGUCUGACAGUGAUGGAAGUGACUUCGACCUUGAUGAUAAGCCAGUGGUCCACAGAAACUCGGGAGGAAGGAGCAGGAAAACUGUCAAGUACACCUUUGGGGACUCGGAUGAGUCCGAUUGAGUCCAGCCGGUCGCGGUCUGGUAUGACGAGAUUGUAAAGUUCCUUUCAAAGAAGUGGUCUGGACUCCCGAUUGAUAUUUAAUAAUUUGGACAAUUUUGUUUGAAUGUUGAAAGUGUUAAAAAGAAUCGAGCAUUUUGUUAUGAAACGCUUCCUUAUCAUGCUACUUAUUUAAGUUUUGUUCAGCGGGCUGAGCUGCUGUAUAACUAUAAAUAUCUAACUAUUACCACUGUAAUUUCUCCUUAAACGUUUACUUGUUGACUAUUUGUUGCAAGUUUAUUUAUCUUGAGGCUGAUUCGCUUAAGUAAUACCAUUUUUGCUCCUUAGAAUUAAGUUUAAUAAUGUUAAAAUGUUGAACAUUCUGACUUCUUGUAGAAGAUACCAGCAAAGAUUUAUUUUGUAUUCGUUUCAAACCUCGAGAGACCUGUCACGGUAUUUUCAAUUUCUAACACAACUUGUGUCGCUAAAAUGGUGCCACUUGCCAGACAAUUUUUUAAAUUAUAUAAUUUAUAGCAUUAUUUUCAUUUUCAAAUUUAUUUGUCCCACCUUCUAACAA
Bolinopsis microptera is the source of this 5286-nucleotide messenger RNA. Its product is annotated as DNA topoisomerase 2-alpha-like. The transcript is spliced from 29 exons. The record is from RefSeq and is a predicted model, not a curated record. Gene Ontology annotation, molecular function: ATP binding; DNA topoisomerase type II (double strand cut, ATP-hydrolyzing) activity; DNA binding. NCBI's taxonomy places the organism in Eukaryota, Metazoa, Ctenophora, Tentaculata, Lobata, Bolinopsidae. Bases 90 to 4733 code for a protein of 1547 amino acids. Gene Ontology annotation, cellular component: nucleus. Gene Ontology annotation, biological process: sister chromatid segregation; resolution of meiotic recombination intermediates; DNA topological change.